Molecule: messenger RNA, 3234 nt
Organism: Rhagoletis pomonella (apple maggot)
Lineage: Eukaryota; Metazoa; Arthropoda; Insecta; Diptera; Tephritidae
Product: flocculation protein FLO11-like
Exons: 3
Coding region: 1-3234 (1077 amino acids)
Source: RefSeq, a predicted model, not a curated record
AUGUGGUACAUAUUUUUUAUAGGAAGCUUAGCUGCUGCGGCCUCAACAACUGAACUCUACACACCACUUUGUAACGAAAGUGGUUUACCGGUGUGUGCAACGAAUGGGCAGAAGUAUCUUUAUUUCCAGAAUGAAUGCAAACUCAACGCUUAUAUUUACAAACAACUGUUCUUUGGGAGAAUAGUUCCAAUAAAAACGGACAUUGAAAAUUGUCUACCUAAUUGCGAUGAAAUUGUCUGUCCUAAGUUAUUUAAGCCAGUUUGCGCACAGCAAGUGCCUAAAGCAACUGUGAAGACUGUGCCGAACGCAUGCCUUGUGGAUCGACUGAUUUGCGAGACCAAGCAACACUGGACAGUUAUUGGCGAAGGGCCCUGCUCGCCAAUUCAAGCGCCGAAGUCUAAAAGCGGUCCGGAAUAUACAUUCACUUCUGAUGCCCAAAGUAAACCCGCCAAGCUUGUAUCCGCGUCAGCUUACGAUGCAUACGCAGAUCAAAAUGACGGUUACUCUGCAAGCGCUCCAACUUCUGAAACAGAUAGUGCUCCCGAAGAUGCGCUUACCUCUACUGAUAUAGCUCAAUUGUAUCAAGGCGCUGAGCUCGUUGCUGCCCCAGCACCUAGUUAUGCAACAACGCAAGAGACCACAGCAAUGUCAUCGUCAAAUGCAGAACAAAAUGAAGGUUGCUCGUCGCAGGCUUCAGCAUCUGGAAAAAACGAAGCGCAAGACCAAAGCUCAGCAUCACUUCCGUAUGCAGAGAACGCUCCUGUGGCAGCCGAUUAUAGUAAAACAGAGCAAUCUCCAGGUGAUUCUUCACCAACUUACAUAGUUUCAGAAAAAACCUUACAAUCUAUAUUAGCGUCUUACUUAGGCCAGAAUCAACUUUAUGUCGCCGAAGAUCCUGUGUCUGUAUCUUAUGUAGACCCAGAGCCAAGUGCGACAUCACAGCCAUCGUCAAACCCAGUUGAGGCUCCAGAUUAUGCCUCCCACUUUUCUGGUUCUGUUCCUUGCGCAGUUGCAAGUCCGGCUAUGGACUCUAACGCUGCUUCAGAGAAAAAUUCUACAUCAAAAUCUUACUCACCGGUAGUUCAGGACCAAGUGUAUGCUGCCCCAGGACCAGCUCCUGUAUCUUACGUUAUUCCUGAGCCAAGCCCGGCCCCACAGCCUUCGUCAUACACAGUCCAGGAUCAAGUAUAUGCCUCUCCAGCCUCUUAUUCCGCAACUUAUGGAGCUCCAAAGCCAAGUCCAGCACAACAAUCUUCGUCCCAAUAUGUUCCAGAUCCAAGUCCUGCACCAAAACCUCCGACAUAUGCAAACCAGGAUCCAGUUUUUGUUUUCGUAGCUCAUGCUCCUGUGCCUAACGUUGCCCAAGAGCCUAGUCCAGUACCGCAACCUACGUCAUACCCUGCCCAAGAGCCAAGUCCGGCACUACAGCCUUCAUCGUACGCAGCACAAAACCAAACUUAUGCCGCAUCAACUUCUACUUCUGCAACGAACAUUGGUCAAGUGAAAAAUAUAGCACUACAACCUUCGUCAUACUCUGAUCAAGGCCAAGCUUAUGCUGCACCUGCUCCUGCUACCUACGCUACUCCAGAGCGAUAUCCAGCAGCACAACCACCGUCCUAUGCUGAUCCAGAGCCAAGCCCAGCACCCCAAUCUUCAUCACAUGCAGACCAAGUUUAUUCCUCGCCAGGCUCUACUAACGUUGCUGAAGAGCUAAGUGCAGCACCACAACCUUCAUCAUACGCAGUUCAGGACCAACCUUAUGCUGUACCAGCUUCUGCUUCUGUACCUUACAGUGCUCCAGAGAUAAAUCCACAAACUUCGCCAUACUCUAACCAAGGCCAAGUUUAUGCCGAACCUGGUUCUGCUACUUACGCCGUUCCAGACCCACAACGUUCCUCCUACCCUGCUCCGGAGCCAAGUACAGCACCGCAACCUUCAUCAGCCCAGGACCAACUUUAUGCCACAUCAGCUUCUGCUUCUGUACCUUACAGUUCUCUAGAUGCAAAUCCAGCACCGCAACCUUCGUCAUACUCCGACCAAGACCAAGUUUAUGCCGCUUCUGAUACUCACGCUGCUCCAGAGCCAUGCCCAGCACCACAACCAUCGUCCUACGCUGUUCCAGAGCCAAUUCCAGCACCACAACCGUCAUCAUACACAGCCCAGGAUAAAGUUGUUCCUGAGCCAAGCCCUGCACCACAACCUUCAACAUACGCAGUGCAGGACCAAGUUUAUGGAGCUUCUGUUUCUUCCACCGCUCCACAGUCAAAUCUAGAACGGCGACCUUCAUCAUACUUAGCACAGGACCCAGUUUAUGCCACACUAGCUUCUGCCACUUAUCAUGCCGACCAAAGCCCUUCACCAGCUUCCUAUUCCCAUGUGGUAUCAGCAGCGUCUUCUUACGAAACGUCUGAAGCGGUUCCUUCUCCUUACAUAAAUCCGGUAUUAUCCUCUUAUGGAGCACCAUCCUCCGCGUCAGUAGCGGACCCAGCAGCUGCAUCUGGUUUGUAUGCGGCAACAGACACAGCUCCAGAUGUUUAUGGUUCAAAAUUAAAUAGCUCUCCGGCACCCGCCGCCACUGGUUAUCCUUCUGCUUCUGCUUCUUAUGCCGCUCCAGAGCCAAUUCCAGCACUACAGCCUGCGUCAUACUCAGCUCGGAAUCAAGUUUAUGGCACACCAGCUUCUGCCACCUAUCCUACCGAUCAAGGUCCAACACCAGCUUCAUUUUCAUAUGCAGUUCCUACAUCAUCUUCUCUUUACCAUGCACCGGAACCAGCACCUGGUUCAGGGGUUGCAUCUCCAUCUUACUCCUCUUCAAAUCAAAAUGCGGAAACGGUGCCAUCUAGUUACUCAAAGCCUCUGCCAUCCUCAUACGAUGGUAUAAACUCAGCACAAAUAACACAAACAGCACUUGUACCUGCUUCCUAUGCGGCGACAGAAACAGCUUAUCAAAGUCAAAGUUCGGUAUCAGUUACAAAUUCAUAUGGCGCUCCAACACCCGACGUCGCUGGUUAUCCUGUUGCAAAGGCGAGAUCAGGACAACCUCCAGCCCAUUAUUCAGCACCGCCUAUUGCUCCAAGUCCCACUUUCCCACCCUGGCUAAAUUCGAAAACAAAUGCCUUAGCUGAAUUCGCAGCAGCAACAAAUAUUGCGAAAUUCGUCCAAGGUCUGCGUUGGCCAUUUGGGCCAAUUUAUUACCAACCAAAUUAUGUUCACAUCAUACAUUAUGAUGAUUAA